ACAGACCGUAAAUUAAUGAGAAACGUGAGUUUUGUGAUAGUUGGUCAGGCAGUUACAAUUAGGGUUCCUGAAGGCGGCGAUCAAGCGCAUGGAUCUUUCUACAGUCAUCUUAAUUGGUGUCAUCAUCUGGCAUUUACACAACACAGAAGAGUUCAUGAAAGUAGCAGCUAAAGGAGCAGCCACGCUCAGCUGCUGUUUGGGGUCAUCUGGUUCUACACGAGUCAUGGAAAUGAAAUAUUUGAUGCCAUCCAUCGUUUGUUUCUUACUUUGUAAUGUUCGACCAGCAGCAGCGAUUUUGUCGGAUAAUCGCGGUGUUUUUGAAAUUCAAUUGGAGCGUGAUUGGAAUAUAUCCAGAAAUAUUGGAAUAAUCACUUUUCGUAAUUAUAAUGGUACUGAUCAGGCUCCUUGUAUUUUUCUUGUAGCGAUUGAGGCCUGGCUUGAUGCUGUGCGACGCAGUGAAAUAGAAUUGGAUAGUUCGAGUGAAAGUUUCGAUGAUGAUGAUAAGUUUAUUUCUAUGGAUACUUCCAGUGCGGGUUUCGAUGAUAAGUUUAUUUUCUUAAUCUGCAACAUCAUCGUGAAUUUGUGUGCAACUGGGGCACAACUGUUAUCAGCAAUAGAUAUAGCCAUCCGUGUUGUUUUGUGGCAAUUGAGUUGGUUGUACGGGUCAUCUCAUUUUAAAGAAAUGGAGGAAGCAAGGUUUAUGAUAGCAGCCAUGAUUUGUUUCUCCCUCUGGAAUGUACGACCGAAAGCAGCACCAGCCAUUUUGUUGGAACCGUCAGAUGCUAAUUUAUGGUCUCAACUUGAUUUCAAUCUGUUAGAAGAAAUUAGGGGAAGACUGACUAGUCCUACUGACCAGGCCCGUUUUCGUGUAGUUUGCACAGCGUGGCGUGCAGCCGCUCGAUCCAGUAAAACAACAAAAUCAAUACCAUGGAAAGUCAAAUUGGAUCGUUCACUUGCAAGUGUUGGUAAUAAGUUAGAAUUUAGAAUCUACGACCCAUCAUCUUUAUCUGCUUUUGUUCACAAUAUCUUAUGGGCUGAUUUAGGUAUUCCAACUCCUCCUUCUUAUAAGAAUGUCGGGGCCAGUCGUAAGAAUAAUUGGUUUUUUAUCUGCAUCAGUAAACCAAGAUUGUUUUUCUGGACUCGUAGAUACUUUUUUUUAUAUGCCCCUUACACCAAAAAAAUCAUCACACUCCCUAAAUUAGACUAUCAAUCCCGUUUUAGGUUUAGAAGAACGUUUUCCACUGACCCUGAUUCUCCAAAUUGUGUAUUCUUUCUUUCGGAGACUUUUGAUGCUGACAAAAUAGUUGUUAUAACAUAUUGCAAGAGUGAUACAAAAUGGAAGGCUAGAGAGUUUGAUAGAGUUCAGGAGUUUGUCCCUUGUGAUUGUAUUCCUAUCUUCUUCAAAGGAAUCUUCUACCUCAUUUCUCCCUUUGGACAAGUUGCAUCCUAUAAUAUUGUUGAUGACAAAUUUAAGUUUGAGAGUUUGUUUAUAGACGAAGUUUUUGCACAAAAUUAUAACUCGUUUAGGAUAUACCAAGUAUUUGAGUUAAAUGGAGAACUCAUGCUAAUAUAUUUUGGCUCAAAGAAAAAAAACAAUGACACUUUGUUGGGCAAGCAGUGUAUAAAAAUGUAUGAUUGGUCAAACAAGAUUUGGAUUCCAGUACGAACCCUAGGGAAGAAUGCAAUAUUUGUUGGCGACCAAAUUCUUUCAGUUGCUAUAGUUAACACAGAGGAAACGGGAUAUGGUAGAGUGUUACCAAACAAGAUAUAUCGCUUUUGUGAUCUUGGGUGCAUUAUCUAUUCUUUGGAAGAUGGCAACUUAGUUGAAUAUAGGCCUAGUCAUUCUAACUUGUUGGAGGAUGAUUGUGGUGACUUGCCUGAGUACAAUGACAAUUCUGGGAUUACAUCUUCAGAUGCAACCAAGGCAUUUUAUUGGUUGGAACCGCCCACUGUCCUCUACUGAAACAUUCAUGUUUUGUGACAGAUGGUCACUGAAAAGGUAUUGAGAGGAUGUUCAAAGACCUGAGUAGCAGUAAAGAAGUGAAGCAAGAAGAAGUUAAACAGAAACUUGGUUUAUGGUUAACCUAGACACUGGCAGGAGUACCCCGAGUUUCUGGUUCAGAUUGAGAAUUCAGUUGAGUCACAGGGAAGACAAGGUAACCCUUGAUGGGUAAUGAGGCUUCAAGUCUUGAGCCCUUAAGGAAAAGGUAUACAGUCAUCAUUUUUGAUCCUGGUGGAUAGCCAGAUUCUGCUGGAAGAUGAGAUUAACUAAGUGCCAGCUGAACCUUGAGGACUUGGUUAAUUUUUAAGGAGGGAGGGAUGUCAGGAACAGAGCCUGACUAGUAGUAUUAGUAGUAGUAACAGUAGUAUAAAGGGGUAUAAUGGUCUUUUAUUAUUUUGUAGUGGGUUGCACUGGUAUAAAUAGGACAUGUAAUGUGCCAUUUCAGUUUAUGCUUUUUAUAUAUGAAAGUUGGAAUUAAUUUCCACCACUCUUUCUCUUAAUUCUUAACUUCCUGAGCUAGUUUCUAUCUCUCUAUUGCUAUUCUCUUUAAGAUCUACCUGUUCUCUCUCUCAAUGACUCUUUCCUGUCUAAAUCUACCUAUAUUUGUGUUUUCUUCCUGAAAUCAUGUCUAUAUCAUGUUUAUCUACUGCUUAUACAACAGAUAAUACAAAAACAUUUACAUUUCUCUAGUCAGGAAACAGUUUAACACAAUAUUGCUGAGAAUCCCCUAUCUUGACAUCAACCUGAAAUUAUAAAUGUGUACUAUUAUAUUAAUUUAAUGUAAGAAGAGAAGAGGAUCAUGUCUGUCUCAUGGUGAUCCCGUCUAAAAUUGAUGUUUAGAAAACCAGUACUUACAAUUGUGCUAAUGUUGUUAGUCAUAAUAAAGUUUUGCAUAAAGCUAAUUUUAGAAUCAGUAGCAAUAGAUAAUCAAGUGGCAGUAGCUCAUUAGGUACUAGGUAGUAGUAGUAGUAGUAGAUAAUUAAGUGGCAUUAACUAAACAUAAGUAGGUUGCAUAAGAUUACAUCUCAUAGAAGUAAAAGUUUACCAUGAACAUAGUUUCGGCACUCGUAGUCACAAACAUGAUAACUGAUUCAUCCUAUAUUAUUUUUAUUUUGGUGUUUGCUUACGAUAAAGCAGACCUCGAAUAAUGUUGAGCAGCGUAUCUUGUGCAAUAAAUUAGUAUUAUCUUUGCUGAAGUCAUUUGUUGAAUGAAAAGACAUUGAACACUUGGACGAAGGAGCCAAAACAUCCUUGUCCCUGCAACCAUGCACAAGUGUAUCUCAACUCAUCCAUUCAUUAAGUCAGUGUCUCUGCUUUGUGACAAAUGUCCAUAUCAAUUUGUUAUUUCCUACCCAAUAAUACUUUACACUGAUCCAUAUAACUACAUGUCCACAUCAGAAACUAAUAUAUCUUUGUAUUUCUAAAUAACAAAAUCAAUGAUGCAUUAAUUAGUUAUCUUUAUGUCUUUCAUUGAGUUAUUUUACCUAAGCUUGUAGCUUGAAAGACGUUGCAUGAGUUUUUGUUGGUUAGUGGAUCUUAACAUUCCCCUUUAAAGUUAAGUUCUCUUGAGUACCACUAUCAGUGUUCACGACGUUGCAUGGUUUUUAUCGAUGUUUAUCCAUGUCUUCUUUCUCAUCUUUGUACACGUCCUCAUGGUUAGCUUAAAAUAAAUAGUGUUGCUGUACUCCCACACUUGUCUUCCCACUCACCUACUUAAGUUUGGCCACAAUCUGAAGACGAACUAGAUAUGUUGCUACUUAUGCCACAACAAUUACAUUUUUCGCCAUCACUUUUGCCAGAAGGAUUAGGUUGUUACAUAUACAACUAGAAAGUGAUGUGGUUGUUCCAUCUUAUUUAAAGGCUACUAAUUCCUAAACACUAUCCAUGUGUACCUUCAGUGAUGAAUAGUACAAUCUUUUGCCUUCUGUCCGUGAAUUUUUUUUAUGCAAACUUUUUCCAUGAUCGAAUUGCAUCUUUCAUUCCCAUCAAGCCAAAGCACCUUUAAGGAGUUAAUAAGCUACGUUUUGAUUUCACAAGUAUAGAUACGCGUCAAUAGAAAAAUAAAUUUUAGCCACUUCUUGAGCCUUAUGACACAUCAUAGAUAAUGAUGCUGUUUGAAAGUUGAAUUUAAAGGUUAAAAAUCAUCUUGCGCUUUAUGACAUAAGCAUAUAUAGAUAAUGUUUAAUGAUAGUCCUUUAUCGUGUUCUGUGUGAUUUGAUUAACUCGAUAGAGUUGAGUCUUUUUCAGCGGAGGAGAAAUGAUGCAAGACAACUGGAAGAAGUCUAAAGAAAUUAUUUGGGAAUGAUAGGCUGUGGACGCCUAAUAAGUGAUACAGUAUAUAUCAAUUCUUAUGCUUAAGCAAAUUAGGGAAAGAUAUCUGUUAGAAUCAUAUAUUACUUAGGAAUGUAUUAUAUAGGUUUAGUGAGUAGCUAUUUUGUACUUCAGCAGCUUACUGCUGUUAUUGAAACAGUUGUUUUGUGUUUAUACUCUUGCCCAAAAAUUUUCAUGAACCCUGUUCUUUUUAAUCAGCCCAUUUCCCCAUUAUGCCCUAACUGUGUAAUUUGCAAUGAUUACCUAUAUUAUUUAUGAGUUAGAUUGUGUAUGUAAUUGGUGUUACAGCAUGAGUCAGAUUGAGUAUAAUGUUUAAUUUGCUGACAGGAUUUAACAUUGUUGACUAUUUGCAGUGAGUAUAAGUUCUUGACACUAUGAAUCCUAAUUGUAGAUGGCAUUAUUAAAGCUUGUGUCUGGUUGGAAUAUAGAAUGGAUUGGGGGUGAGAGAGUAUAUAGAGUGUUAUGUAAUCUACAUUUUUGCGCAAUUUAUUGAGACAAUAUAUUUUUGUUCCUUGCAAUAUAUUUAAUUUGCUGUUUCCUUGCAGUAUUUUAAUUUCUACUUGAAUUUCUGUGCGAUUUAUUGAGACAAUAUAUUUUUGUUCCUGCAGCAGAUUUCAUGCUAAUACCUAAAGCAGAUUGUUACGCGCCUAUGAUGUAGUGGUCGACU
This is a messenger RNA of Daucus carota subsp. sativus, 5000 nucleotides long. RefSeq lists its product as uncharacterized. Lineage: Eukaryota; Viridiplantae; Streptophyta; Magnoliopsida; Apiales; Apiaceae. The record is from RefSeq and is a predicted model, not a curated record. The transcript has 2 exons. Bases 89 to 1963 code for a protein of 624 amino acids. Gene Ontology annotation, molecular function: protein binding.